AUGGAUUUUAAGGAGGCUGUGAGGGAGUAUUGCAUCCAGGAAGGUAGAAGAGUUAGAUUCAAGAAAAAUGAUAAUGUACAAUGUAGGGCUUUAUAUAGGGGUGAGGAAUGUCCAUGGGUUCUCUAUGUCUCUAAGGAUAGUGAGAGUGUUGCUGGCAACAAAUGUGACUUGGACUUGAACAAGUCUUCCCUGACAAAAGCACUUGGAGAUGCAAGGCACAUUGUGUAUGGUGAUGCUGCUGCACAAUAUGGGAUAGUGAGAGACUAUGGUGAAACUCUCCUGAAGUGCAGCCCUGGUUCUACUGUGCGCAUCACAACAAUUUCUCAUCCCAACCCCGCAGAAGAUCCCACUUUUGACAAGAUGUAUAUUUGUCUAUAUGGAUGCAAAAAUGGGUUUAGGAUGGGAUGCAGACCUCUAAUAGGGCUUGAUGGAGCAUUCCUGAAAACCAGAUUUAGUGGACAAAUCUUGGCAGCCAUUUACGUCAUUGCAUAUGCCAUUGUACCAGUAGAGAACACGAAUAAUUGGAGGUGGUUUCUUGAGCUGCUGCAUAAGGAUCUAAGGAGCUACACCCAAAAUGGGUGGUGUUUUAUUUUAGACAUGCAAAAGGGGCUAAUCACAGCUGUGCAGGAGGUCUUCCCUUAUGUCCACCACAGAUUUUGUGUAUGGCACUUGCGGAGAAACUUCAAAAAGCAGUGGAAAGACAAUGAACUUAAAGGAUUACUGUGGAAGUGUGUAAGAUCUACUACUCAAGAGGGAUUCAUUGAGGGGAUGAUGACAAUCCAGAGCACUAAAAAGGAAGCAUGA
Messenger RNA from Arachis ipaensis, 804 nucleotides. RefSeq lists its product as uncharacterized. Lineage: Eukaryota; Viridiplantae; Streptophyta; Magnoliopsida; Fabales; Fabaceae. Gene Ontology annotation, biological process: DNA transposition. The record is from RefSeq and is a predicted model, not a curated record. Gene Ontology annotation, molecular function: transposase activity; DNA binding.